AGAACACACCAGUUCGUCGCAAACACCAGCACCAUGGCCACCGACAACACAAAGUACUAUGAGCUCUACCGCCGAAGCAGCCUGGGCGGCUCUCUCACAGACACGCUGGAUCACCUCAUUACUGAGCGCCGAAUAGAGCCCCAGCUCGCCAUGAAGAUUCUCGCCAACUUUGACCGGGCCGUGGCCGAUGUGCUUUCCGAGAAGGUCAAGGCACGGUUGACAUUCAAGGGACAUCUUGACACAUACCGCUUCUGCGACGACGUCUGGACCUUCAUUAUCAAGGAUAUUAACUUCAAGCUGGAUAACACCCAUCAGAUCCACGCCGACCGCGUCAAGAUCGUCAGCUGCAAUGCGAAACGUCCUGGUGAAGCAUAAAGAGCCCUGUCCGCACAUUGAUAGAGUCAAGGAUACUCAGAGAUAUAUCAGAGAGCUACAAAAAUGGCUGUAGUCGAAAAUGCACAGGACCCGGGGAAUGCGGCGUCACCCAAACUCCAAGUGUCUGCUCAUAGGGUUGACCCUCUGGCACAUUUUUAAUCGGAGUUAUGAUUUUGGACAGGGAAAAACCACGAUACCUCUGGCAUAAUGGGAGUUUGGAGUUUGGCAUUUGCAAUUGGCGUCUGGACUGACGCACUCAGAAUGGAAUAAGCGUGAAGCAUGCGCAUAUC
Molecule: messenger RNA, 665 nt
Organism: Bipolaris maydis ATCC 48331
Lineage: Eukaryota; Fungi; Ascomycota; Dothideomycetes; Pleosporales; Pleosporaceae
Product: transcription initiation factor IIA, gamma subunit-domain-containing protein
Biological process (GO): transcription initiation at RNA polymerase II promoter; RNA polymerase II preinitiation complex assembly
Cellular component (GO): transcription factor TFIIA complex
Molecular function (GO): TBP-class protein binding; RNA polymerase II general transcription initiation factor activity
Source: RefSeq, a predicted model, not a curated record